AUGUCAUCUGCACACGAUGUCGCUAAUGCUAUACCUUCAAGUUUCGAUAUGGCUGGUUUAAGCAAUGCAUUCAGCAAUCCACAACAAGCUUUUCGUAUGUUAGACAAAAACAAUGAUGGUCGUGUAACAAAAGAAGAUUUACAAAUGUUAUUAGAACAAUUUGGUAUUAAUGGUAUGGCAGCUAAGAUUUUAUCGAAAUAUAUAUUCAAACAAUUAGAUGCGAAUGGUAACGGUACAAUUGAACCAAGUGAUCUUACAAAUGCUAAUGGUAUUCUUUCAAGUCUCAUGAAAAUGAAACAAAGUGGCGGAGGAUAUUAA
Molecule: messenger RNA, 318 nt
Organism: Adineta steineri
Lineage: Eukaryota; Metazoa; Rotifera; Eurotatoria; Adinetida; Adinetidae
Source: the annotation of a GenBank genome assembly